Molecule: messenger RNA, 1074 nt
Organism: Punctularia strigosozonata HHB-11173 SS5
Lineage: Eukaryota; Fungi; Basidiomycota; Agaricomycetes; Corticiales; Punctulariaceae
Exons: 3
Coding region: 178-1002 (274 amino acids)
Source: RefSeq, a predicted model, not a curated record
CGAGUCCCUACCACGGAAUCCUCGCGCAACAAAGACGAAGGCAAGCAAGCGCGUUCUUCCGAUGAAUACGACUCAGGCCUGGUCGAAAAGCAUCGUCGGCGGGAAUCCGAAUGGCCCAAUGACGCCAAAGGGUCGAUCUCUGGCAGAUCGAGGACGUCUCCCCUCCGUGGCCUCUCGAUGCCGGGCGAAGGAGAAGGUCCUAGUCUCCCGUCCAGUUUCCAGAUGCCGCCCGUCUCGCGCCCAAGUUCGGUCAAAAGAGGUAGUCUUCUUGACAUCCUCAACGGAGUUGCAUCGGCGUCCUCCUCUGUAUUCCCUGCUGAGCCAUCCGGCAUGAUCUCUGGAAGUGGAACGCAGGACGAGGCACCUCCGCUGUUUCCCUUGGUUUUUCCGGUCUCUUCAGAGCGCCCCCGGUCCCGUGUCGCGAACGGCGGGAAACAUGCAGCUCAUAGACGCAGGACCGCGUCUGAGGCGUCUCCGCCGCCCGGGUAUGCCUGCAGGCUCUGCAACGAGCAAUGGACGUGUGUACCCCGCCUCACCUCAAUGAUCGGUCCACCUCCGGUCCCGGAUAUCAAGGUGCCCGCUUCGCCACCGAUCGCGAUCGAGCCGCAAGUUGCGCUGUCGAAUGCGCGCUCUCAGAUCAGUCGAGCUAGGCCGACGGAGGAGCAGCUAUUGGCGCUCGGCGUACCGUGCGACCUCGUUAACCCGUACCGGUGCUGCGAGCAAGUCUUCGUCAACUUCUACGACGCGACCUCGCACGUCGCCGGGCAUUCCGAAGCCGCCUGCGCCAAGGACAAGCCCUACUCGUGCAUCUAUCCGUCGUGCGAGUACCGCUCGUUCCAACCCGUGCAUAUCGCCCAGCAUUUCCUGUCCGACGUCCACUUCGGAGCGAAGGUCGCCUGCCCCGGAUGCGGUCUGCAGUUCGCGCGUCCGGCCACGAUGUUGCAUCAUUUGUCCCAGAUCAAGAAGAGGGACGGCUCUUUGGAGCAGCAUUUCGCUCACUGAACAACCGUUCAGGUGAAUACACGGCGCUAAGCGCGCUGCGCCCACGUUCAAAUUUCAAUCAUUAACAUACAG